AUACCGGAAGCACAUGUUGUUUACGUUCCGUUAAAUCAGCUGUUCUUGGACUUUCAUCUCCGUAUAUUUUUCUUAUUCUCGAACUCUCCAACCAUGAGUGCGAUCAUCCCUCGGAUCGAGCAGCUGUCGGCCAGAGUUGUCCGGGUUCUGGGCUGUAACCCGGGACCGAUGACCCUGCAGGGAACCAACACUUACCUGGUCGGCACCGGGGACAGACGAGUGCUGAUAGACACCGGAGAUCCAGCCGUGCCCGACUACAUCAGCAGUCUGAAACUGGCGCUGAGGCAGUUCAACACCAGCAUCCAGGAGAUCAUCGUCACACACUGGCAUCACGACCACAUAGGCGGGGUGGAAGACAUCUGCAGGGACAUCGCAGGUUCCGAGGUCCGAGUCAGCAAACUGCCUCGCCCCAGCCAAGUCAGAGAAACAGCCGGAAACAAAAUCUUAACUUAUCUAAAAGAUGGAGACGUUGUCCAGACGGAGGGGGCCACACUCAAAGUGUUGUUCACCCCGGGCCACACCGACGACCACAUGGCCUUGCUGCUGGAGGAGGACCGGGCGCUCUUCUCUGGAGACUGCAUCCUGGGCGAAGGCACGGCCGUGUUCGAGGAUCUCUACGACUACAUGAAAUCUCUGAAAAUCCUGCUGAACUCUGAGGCCGACCUCAUCUACCCCGGUCACGGACCUGUGGUUCAGGAUGCUGGCUCUAAGAUCAGACACUACAUCAGCCACCGGGACCAAAGAGAGCAGCAGAUCCUGGCAGCCAUUCAGGAUGGAGCAGGAAAGCCUUUUUCCUCAAUGGAGCUCGUCAAGAUCGUCUAUAAGGACACCCCUGAACACCUGCACCUUGCAGCUAACGUGAACCUGGUCCAUCACUUAAAGAAGCUGGAGAAAGAAGGCAAGAUCUGCCCAGCCGACAAAUCUUCACAGAGCAUGAAGUGGAAGAGCAACCUGUGACGUCCGCAGAGAAGAAAUGCUGAGCGAGCAUUUGGACGGGAUGUUGAAAUCCAUCUGGCCGACAGUUGACGAUUUUUCACCAUUUCAGCAUAACGCCUAAUCGCCUUACGUUGAUGGAUUCAUAUGUUAAUGAAGAAUCAGGGAUGGUGGUCACACUUGUUGCCUUGGAUGUUUCCUGACUCAGUGAUCACACUCAUCAGGACUGAGCUGCAGCUUGUGCCGAAGUCUUUUUCCUCAUCAUCCUUCUUUAUUUUUAUUUUUCUGCUCACUCCUCUCCUCCUUGUUCUAAAUACAUUUGAUAUCUGAGCCGUUGCACGACUCUGUCAAAUGAUGGCAUGUAUAUUUCUGUUCAGACAUCCAGUUUAAAGUUUUUUGUCAUGGAUAUUAGAACUUUAGUUUGAUCGUAUCUGUUUGUCCUUUCAGUCUGGACGAUGAAGCGCUUGUUUGAGAAACGCUGUACAACUUUCCAGUCGGUCACUAGGUGGCAGCAUCUGCUAAUUAAUUUUAUUGGAGAUCACAAUUCUAAACUGUAAAUUACAAUUUACAUUUCUAAUAUUUAUUGUAAAGAAUGUGAAUAUGUGUUUAAUAAUGUUAAACAAUAUUAAAUGAUCUGCAGUU
This is a messenger RNA of Larimichthys crocea (large yellow croaker), 1575 nucleotides long. RefSeq names its product lactamase, beta 2 (gene lactb2). The coding region runs from base 94 to 957 and encodes 287 amino acids. NCBI's taxonomy places the organism in Eukaryota, Metazoa, Chordata, Actinopteri, Sciaenidae. Gene Ontology annotation, molecular function: RNA endonuclease activity; single-stranded RNA binding. The transcript is spliced from 7 exons. The record is from RefSeq and is a predicted model, not a curated record. Gene Ontology annotation, cellular component: mitochondrial matrix.